AUGGUGUACAUCCGGCAGCAUCAGCUGCCCAAGUUGCGGGAAUACCGCUAUGCCGGCGUCGACCACUCGCUAAUAAGCCGAUAUGUCCUGAAACCAUUCUAUAACAAUGUCGUGAUCAAAUGUUUCCCCAUGAGUAUGGCUCCUAACGCCAUCACCUUAACUGGUUUCUUCUUUGUGGUAAUCAACUUCCUCACGAUACUCUGGUACAAUCCUACUCUAGACCAAGACUGCCCAUCUUGGGUUUAUGCCAGCUGCGCCGUGGGAUUGUUCUUGUACCAGACAUUUGACGGCGUAGACGGUAUUCAAGCGCGGAGAACUAAGCAAAGUGGUCCUCUGGGCGAAUUGUUUGACCACAGCGUUGAUGCGUGCAACACCGCUUUGGGAGUGCUGAUCUUCUGUGCGGCAAUGAACUUCGGCCAGUCAUGGGCUACUGUCGUGACCCUUUGGGGAUCAACCAUGACAUUCUACGUUCAGACCUGGGAUGAGUACUACACCCAAGUGCUUACCCUUGGCAUUAUCUCUGGCCCCGUGGAGGGUGUCCUGACACUUUGCCUCGUCUUUGGCCUCACGGCCUACAUGGGAGGCGGUAGCUUCUGGCAUCAGUCAAUGCUGGAAACCGUCGGUGUUCCAAAACUGGAUGCCAUCCCGGAGCAGGUGUAUGAUAUGCCUUUUACGCAGUGGUAUCUGGUCUACGGCGCGAUUGUGCUCUUCUUCGCCGUUGGAUCGAGUAUCGUGCAUGUCAUGCAAAUUCGGAAAGAGCGUGGACAGGACCCCAUUGCACCACUCUUUGGUCUCCUGCCUCUUGUUGCGGUGUGGGUGUUCGUGCCGGCCUAUCUCUAUCUUCAACCGACUAUCUUGGAGAACUACAUGGUCACAUUUGCCCUUUACGUGGGUCUGGUCAACGCAUACGCAGUGGGCAGGAUGAUCACUGCACACUUGGUCAAGUCCAGUUUCCCUUACUUCAACGUGCUUCUUUGCCCCCUUGCUCUUGCUGUUCUUGACAGCGCUGGCCCCAUUCUCGGUCUGUGGCCCAGCGCACUUGGCGGCGGAGACGGUCAGGUUGCAUUCGUUUACGCGUGUCUCGGUCUGGCGAUUGGUGUUUAUGGAAGCUUCAUUCACGACAUCAUCACCACGAUAUGUGACUACAUCGACAUCUGGUGCCUCACUAUCAAGCACCCCUAUGUUGAGAAGCAAACUGCGAAUGGACAAGUUGAUGCAGUUGAGAAGAAGAUGAGCUGA
Aspergillus bombycis is the source of this 1239-nucleotide messenger RNA. Its product is annotated as aminoalcoholphosphotransferase. Bases 1 to 1239 code for a protein of 412 amino acids. The transcript is spliced from 7 exons. Gene Ontology annotation, cellular component: membrane. The record is from RefSeq and is a predicted model, not a curated record. Gene Ontology annotation, molecular function: phosphotransferase activity, for other substituted phosphate groups. Lineage: Eukaryota; Fungi; Ascomycota; Eurotiomycetes; Eurotiales; Aspergillaceae. Gene Ontology annotation, biological process: phospholipid biosynthetic process.